AUGCCAGCUGUGAAAGCCUUGGUGUCGCCCCCUCCCUGCCCCCCACCCCCCAGGCUUCUAGUACCUUCCCGAUUGCAUCCGCCGGCAAGUUUUCUCAGAAAAAAUGUAGAAGACUUCACUGGACCUAGAGAAAGAAGUGAUCUGGGCUUCAUUACAUUUGAUAUAACAGCUGAUCUAGAAAAUAUAUUUGAUUGGAAUGUUAAGCAGUUGUUUCUUUAUUUAUCAGCAGAAUAUUCCACAAAAAACAAUGCUCUGAACCAAGUUGUCCUUUGGGACAAGAUCGUUCUGAGGGGUGAUAACCCGAAGCUGCUGCUGAAAGACAUGAAAACAAAAUACUUUUUCUUUGACGAUGGAAAUGGUCUCAAGGGAAACAGGAAUGUCACGCUAACUCUGUCUUGGAACGUCGUACCAAAUGCUGGAAUUCUACCUCUUGUGACAGGAUCAGGACAUGUAUCGGUCCCAUUUCCAGAUACAUAUGAAAUAACGAAGAGUUAUUAAAUUAUUCUGAAUUUGAAACAA
Messenger RNA from Condylura cristata (star-nosed mole), 519 nucleotides. RefSeq names its product signal peptidase complex subunit 3 homolog (S. cerevisiae) (gene SPCS3). The coding region runs from base 1 to 498 and encodes 165 amino acids. The transcript is spliced from 6 exons. Gene Ontology annotation, cellular component: membrane; signal peptidase complex. Gene Ontology annotation, biological process: protein targeting to ER. The record is from RefSeq and is a predicted model, not a curated record. Lineage: Eukaryota; Metazoa; Chordata; Mammalia; Eulipotyphla; Talpidae.